AUGGUGCAGCAGCAUAGGCCGGAUAUAUGUGUGUUGUUUGAGACCCGGCUAUCUGGAAGGAGUCUACAGAAGGCCAGGAGAGCGGUUCCUAGGUCAUGGGGAUUUUAUGCAGUGGAAUCCCAGGGGUUGUCGGAUGGCAUCAUUGUCACUUGGGCGCAAGGUUCUUGCAGGGAGAGGAGGAUAUUGUGGGAGGAGGUGUCUCAGUUGAUUAUUCAGGGGUACCCUAUGAUGGUGGCUGGUGACUUCAACUGUAUUACGGAUCCUCAGGAGAAGAUGGGGGGGAAGCCUUUUUCAUAUGAGAGGAAGGUGAAGGAAUUCCAAGACUUUUUGACAACGAAUGGGCUGAUAGAUCUGGGGUUCAUGGGUUCUAGGUUUACAUGGUGCAACAAUCAGCAGGGCCAGGCUAGAGUAUGGGAGCGACUUGACAGAGCUUGCGCGACCGCCGGGUGGGUUCAGUGCUUUCCGGAUCACCGAGUGAGUCACUUGCCCAGGAUCGCGUCGGAUCAUAGUCCGUUACUGGUGAGUACAGACACUUAUAUUCCAGUUCGGUCCCCCUUUAGAUUUGAGAAAAUAUGGCUUUGUUAUCCGAGAUCAUGGGAGAUGGUGAGGGAGGCAUGGAGUGCACCAGUUAGAGGAGACGCUAUGUAUCGGGUGUUUCGUAGACUGGAGUUGACGAGGAGACGGCUGAGGAGGUGGAACCAUGAGGAGGUGGGAGAUAUUUUCAGGAAGAUUGAGGAGUCUGAGGAGGCUAUUGCUAGACAGCAGGAGACAUUUUGGAGACAGAAAUUGAGGGUACAAUGGAUCGUGGAGGGGGACAGAAAUACUAGUUUUUUCCACCAGGCGACAGUUAUCAGGAGGCACCAGAACAGAAUUAGAGUUGUCAGGGAUGAGGAGGGGCAGUUGUCGGAGGAGCCGGAGGUGAUUCAGAGGGUCUUGGAGAGCUUCUUCAGGGCCAGGUGGAUAGAGCAGCCUACAGGUGGGAGCCUAGCGGACACACUUUCGCCUUUAGUUGGGGUGUCAGAGGGGGAGACAGCAGCACUGAUCAGACCGGUUUCGGAGGAGGAGGUCAGAGAGGCAGUGAGGUCCCUCGCGGGGGACAAGGCUCCAGGGCCGGAUGGAUUCCCACCCUUAUUUUUUCAGAGAUAUUGGAUGAUAGUAGGACGAGAUGUGACGGCGGCUAUACAGCAGUUUUUUCGCACAGCAGAGAUGGCAGCAGAUUGGCAGAGGACUUUUAUCACCUUGAUACCGAAGCGGCAGGAUGCCACGGAGCCGAGUCACUUUCGUCCGAUCAGCCUUUGUACGACCUUGUACAAGGCUACGGCGAAGAUACUCGCCGUCAGAUUGAGGGAUGUUCUUCCCAGGCUUAUUAGCCCGGAGCAAGGGGCUUUUUUGGAGGGGCGGAGUAUAUCUGACAAUGUGCUUAUUGCUCAGGAGUUUAUGUUCGAUCUCGGUAGGGCUCCGGUGAGGAGGAGCUUGAUGGGGAUCAAACUUGAUAUGGAGAGGGCCUAUGAUAGGGUGAGGUGGGAUUUCUUACAGCAGUCCUUGCAGAGGUCGUCACGGCAGACGGCCCGGGUUAUUUGUCAGAUUAUGCGGGAUUACUGUGCAACAUCGGGACAACGGGUCAAUCUGACCAAGUCAGCUAUUACUUUCAGCCCGAAGACCAGAGUGGCGGAGAGACGGUCUAUAGUGGAGAUCCUGGGGGUGGGAGAGCAGGAGGGCAUGAUGACAUAUUUGGGGAUCCCGCUCUCCGGUCAGCGGCUGCGGCGUAGGGACUGUACAUUUCUGGAGUUCAGUAUCAGACGCAGACUAGAGGGAUGGCAGAUGCAUACACUUUCUAUGAUGGGUAGGAUCACUCUGGUUCGAUCAGUUCUUACCUCGGUUCCCAUCUACCUACUUUCCAAUACUCUCAUUCCAGUUACAGUCCUGAGGUCCCUUGAGCAGCUAUUCAGGAACUUCAUUUGGGGGAGGUGCAGUGGCAGAGGGGGAGUCCACUUGAUGGCGUGGGAUGUUGUGUGCCAGCCGAUUAGCCAUGGAGGUCUGGGGGUGCAGUCCCUGGUGGCGAUGCGGGAGGUCCUAGCGGCUAGACAUGCGGUUAGAUUUGUGCUUGAGCCCAAGAUUAUGUGGUCCUCACUGAUGAGGGCCAAGUAUGGUGCCUUGGCUACUGGGGUGCGAGCUGGUCGUCGCCAUUCACCGAUCUGGAGGGAGAUUUGCACUAGAGCAGGGGUGGUGCUUCCAGAGAUUAGAUGGACCAUAGGGGACGGCCGGUCUAUUGAUGUGCUGGAGGAUAGCUGGAUGACCGAGUUGCCGAUUUGUCGCAUGCCGACCAUGGUGGAUUCGUCGAGAUUAGCUGGUUGCAGAGUUAGCGAGCUGUUGACCUCAGAGGGGGGUCGAUGGAGGGAGGAGAUGAUCCGGGAGGUCUUUGGGGAGCAGUUGGCGGAGUCGGUUCUGUCUCUUCCGAUUCCCGGUGGUGGGGGGGCCGAUAGGCUAGUAUGGGUCCCGACGGGACGGACGCAGGUGCGUGCCAGUGAUCUCCGUGCAUUGAUCGGUAGGGAGCCCGCUCGUCAGAUUGAGGGUGGUUGGAUAUGGAGGUUGCAGAUUCACCCGCGAGUGGCGUUAUUCAUCUGGAAGGUGGCCUGGGGCUGCCUUCCUACGAGGAGCUUGUUAGCCCGGCGUGGCAUGGUGGUCUCUCAGUAUUGUGAGGAGUGUGCAGAUAUUGAGGAGACGACUGAGCAUGUUCUUCUGCAGUGCCCCAGAGCCAGAGAGAUAUGGAGGAGGUCACCGGUCCUACUACCCGACUCGAUAGUCUAUGUGCAUGAUAUGAUUCAAAUGCUGAGAGCUUCCACGCAGAGUCCCCGAUCUACAGAGGCAGGGAUUUUGAUAGCAUACUUGUCCUACCAUAUUUGGUUGGACCGGAAUGCCGGCCUAUUUGAGGGGAGCAGGGUGUCCCCGAGGAGGGUGGUGGAUAGAGCAGCGCUAUAUGCGAGGGAGGUCCUAGCGGCUACCGUUCGAUUCUCUUCUAGGAUAGUCAGGGACACCUGGGGUACUCUCCACGCUGCUUCAGCGCCCCGGUUUGCCCUUGUUUCUUGGGUACCCCCACCCCUUGACUAUCUCAAAGUAAAUUUCGACGGCAGUCGGUCAGUGGAUGGUGCAGCUGGAGGGGUUGGAUUUGUGAUUAGGGACCACCUUGGCAGAUUGAUAGCAGCAGGAGGGCGGCGCACGCCAGGACUCACAGUGGUUGGGGCAGAGCUGCAGGCUGCCUGGGAGGGUAUAUCCUAUGCGUGGCAGGUACUUGGUGUGGAGCGGGUCUGCUUUGAGGGAGAUUCAUCUGUGGUUAUCGACUGGCUCCGAGGGGCGGACCGGUUUGGGGAUGGUCACCCCCUCAUUCGGGAGAUCCGUAGGGUGGCGCGGUUGUUGGGCGAUGUUCAGUUAGGACAUGUGUUCAGGGAGACGAACAGGGCUGCAGACUGGGUCGCCUCUUAUGUUGCUCGGCAUUCUGGGGAUUUUACUUGGACGUCUGCUUCUGACGUUCACCCUUAUUUGCAUCUUUUACUUUCCCGCGAUUUAGCAGGUUGUACUCAAGUUAGAGCUAUAUGA
This is a messenger RNA of Phoenix dactylifera (date palm), 3594 nucleotides long. The record is from RefSeq and is a predicted model, not a curated record. Lineage: Eukaryota; Viridiplantae; Streptophyta; Magnoliopsida; Arecales; Arecaceae.